Molecule: messenger RNA, 1579 nt
Organism: Lotus japonicus
Lineage: Eukaryota; Viridiplantae; Streptophyta; Magnoliopsida; Fabales; Fabaceae
Exons: 10
Coding region: 77-1357 (426 amino acids)
Cellular component (GO): catalytic step 2 spliceosome
Source: RefSeq, a predicted model, not a curated record
CAGGUAUAUAUAGUGCAAGGGUUUUUGUUUUGUAAAUCACACACAGUGAAGUGAAGAACACAAGGUGUUGACGCCAAUGGGGAGCACGGCGGUGGAGAAGACGGAGGACGAACUCCGCAACGAGAUCGAUGAGCUUCUUCGUCAACAGCGCGAGAUAACAGAGAGGCUUCGAGAUCCUCGAGGGCUACGCAGAGGUGCACUUGCAGCUCCUUCAAUUCGCGGCAAUGGUGUUCGCCAACAACGCCCCUUUCAUCGUCCUGGAGACAGGAAUGAUUCUGAUGAUCAACCUCCGGCGAAGCGUCGACUUUCAUCUGCUGUCGUCAAGCUGGAGGAUGGGGAGUUGCCUGAAGAUGCUGAUGCAGGGAAUGAUGUGAAGGCAAAGGAUUCAGCUGCUGAAGCUGUGAAUGGGACUGCUGCAGUCGGUCAGAGUGAUAGGAACGCUUUUAAUUCUAACCAAAGCGGGUGGUCUAGAAAAGAUAGCAAUCAGAGAACUUCGAAUAUGGCUUCUGAGAUUCCUGCUGCGGAACAUGUUCCGAGAGUAUUGCCAAAGAAUGAGGAUCCGAGCUUGGUUAGUAGGAACAAGAGAAUGCUGGGUCAGCUUUUGGGUACGCUGGAGAAAUUCAGAAAGGAAGACAAGCAACUCUCAGGAACAGAGGCAUUUAUGCGAAGAUCUAAUUCUCUGCAAAGAGCUGAGCAAAGAGCACGUGAGGAAAGUGAAAGGCUUAGGAAAGAGGAGCGUGAACAGAUUGCUGAAAAACGGAGAAGAGAUUUGACACUUAGGGCACGUGUAUCUGCUAAGACAGAAGAAAAGAAGUUGGAGUUGCUAUUUCUUCGGUGGAGUGAUCAUCAUAAAAGACUAAACAAUUUUAUAAGGACUAAAGCAGAGCCUCCAAUCUACUAUUUGCCCAACAAGCCCUUGGAUGAGGAUGCUAUAUCAAUUGAGAAGCGCAAAGAAGAGGAUUUCCUUGCAUGGAAGAAUGCAAGAAGAGAGGAAUUGACUGAGUAUCAGAAACAGAUCGGGGAGCAAUAUCUUGCCAAUGUUGAAAAGGAUUUGGAGAGAUGGCAGAAUGCAAGGAAUGCAAAGAAAGGAAACAAUGACCAGAAUUUACAGGAAACUAUGGACAAAGAGUUGGACACUCACAGGCUCGAGCAUGGUCCCAAGAAAAGAAAGAUCCCUGACGGAAGCAAUAAUGAAGACUAUGACGAUGUGGAAGAUAUAAACGUCGGGGAGGAUGAUAUGAUGGAUGAUGAAUUAGACGAUGAUUCUGGUAGAAGAAUUGAUGAAACAAUUAAGACGGAAGCAGGUAACACCAGUGCAGAUCCUGCAGCUGAUGCUGAUAAUGUGGACCGUAAGUGAACAAUUGUUCGAUUAUUCUAUGAGAUUGUGUUUUGUAGUUUAGCCCUUGCUAUGCUAGCCUUCUGUAUUGGAACUUUUGUAUUUUAUGUAUUCUAAUGACCUUUCUUUAUUGAAUCUCUUUGUAUGGCUGCCCUUUGUAGAAUCAUAGCAAUGUGCUAUGUUUCUUGUGUUUGUGCCCUUAACGAGCAAACUUGGUAUUUAUCCCAUUUCAAUUUCCGUGAA